UUUCAAACGGUCGGGUUUAAAGGAUUCGGAUCUUAUAUUCGCCGAUCGUCUCUGCCUCUUUCGCAGAAGCACACUUGAUCGAACGAUGGCCACGAAAGAGGACUGACAGUUUCGUUUCCCAGUCUCCGAUCCAAAACCAUAGUGAGGUUCCGAUUGUUCUUGUAAUUAACGUUUAUUACAUCGCCCUGAUUAUCUGAGUGUUCCUUCACGCGACGGAGAUAAUUCAACUCAGGAUCGUCUUAUUGGUUGAUCGUAUCCACUAAUUCGGCUCACGUCUUCUCGAUUUUGGCAACGGUGCUGUGGAAUCGCGUUACCGUUCAAAAUUUCCAUUUCGGCUGAUCUCAUUAUGAAUUUAAAGAACAACCAUUUAUCAGAUCCAGGCUUUGCAAAGUUUGUGACCAAUACCUGACUGACUCUGAGAUAAUAGUUAAGUUUUUUUUCUUUCUAUUCAGUAGAUAUCUUUUGCCUGUCUGCCGAUAUCAAUCACUUCUCAAUUUUUAUCCUUUUGUGCAAACACUAGUCUUCCGGUGCGAAUGGUGACACUGAAAUGUUUUUUUUAUCAUUCUGGUGUUUGUAGAUUUAGCUUCCGGGAUGAAUAAUUUGUUGCAGAUUUAUAGUGAAAGCGAGACAUGUUCUACAUGAAAGCUCGGACAUAAUUUUGAGCCUUUGGAUAAAUUUGUUUUUUCUUGCAUUCUCUCCUUUCAAAGAAACUCCUUUUUGACAUUCGUGUCAUGGACGCUCCCAAUCCCAAGCGACCUUGUCUUGUGCCUUUGGGUACCUCCUCCAUAGAAAACCCUUGCUCCCUCCCUAUUGCUCCAGAUUUCAACCAAAGCAACAUCGAUUUGACUAUCUCUUCUUUCCUUUCGUUGUCGGACUUGCCUUUGUUCUCCUUACCGCUCUCCAUUGGAUGCUCUUUUGAUCGAGUGCUUGAUAAUGUCAUCCCCUCAAUAGCUGGAACUUCCCGUGAUGAAUUUGAUCAGGAUCGUUUCUUGGAUCGUACUCUCCAACUCGCAUCGCUUCUAUACAAGUCCACCAAACGUUGCAUAAGGAAACGUGCCACCCUCCAAAAUUCCACAUCCUGGCCUCUCCUCCCUGAACUAACUAUUAAGGUCUUUUCAAUGCUUGAUACGAAGUCUCUCAUGCAAGCUUCUGCGUGUUGCACAAUGUUCAACAAGUGUGCCAUGGAUCGUGUAUGUUACUCCCACAUCGACCUGACAACGGCUGCCGAAGAUGUUGAUAAUGGAGUUGUGUGCGUAAUGAUCCAUCGGGCUGGAAAAGAACUCAGAUCCCUCAAACUUGGUUCUAUUUCUUCCUCAGCUGAACCUACUACAUCUUUGCUGACAAGAUCCUGUCUUACUCCACUAACUUUUAACCAUGGUUUUACUGGGGGUCAUUUGAGAAGCCUACACCUUUACCAUCUCAGAAUGAUAGAUUGCGGGUCCUUAUCUCCUGUGUUGUCAGCUUGUUUAAAUCUCACUGAUUUGAAGAUUGUUGGACUUAUUUCAGGAAGCAGGGAUAAUCCACUUGAGCAGUUAGGUUUACUCACGAGAAAUUGUCGCUUGAUAGAGCACCUGUUCAUAGAGAUAUAUGGUGCAGCAGGCCUUAUAACAGAUUCAAGCUUGUUAGAGUUUGCGGCCAAUUGCCCCAACUUAAGUUCGAUAUCGCUCCUAGGUUUUCUGCUAAAUGACGCAAUAUUACAAAAAUUAAUUAAGGGUUUUCGUCGACUGAAGCACAUUAAUCUGUCGAGUUCGCCUGAAAUUAGUGGUUGCUUUUUCAGGGGUUUGGAACUUUGCGGCAAAGAUAGUCCAUUGGAGACUCUGAUAUUGCGUGACUGCUAUAUCCUAAAGGAGAGCGAAGUUUUACUGUUCUUGAACUCAUUACUCGCCGGAGACUUCAAAUACAUUCGGCUCAUUGACGUAUCAAACGUCGACGGUUUAGUAUGUGAUGGAGGCAAUAGAACUUUUGAACCAAGAUUUCCUAUCGAGGAGCUGAAAAAGCAAAGAUCAAAUGUCACAUUUGUGGCAAUCUUUGAAUCACAGUCAUCAUUGUCAUCAUCAAGCUCAGGGGAGGUAUAUUCAGAUGGCACCUCUUCGUGGACUUCUAAUUAUAACAGCGCGGAGGAGGAGCAUGACAACGACUUGGACUCUGUAUAAAUUCAAAGGCCCCCAUAAUUGUCUCUGGUACCCAUAGAGGUCUCCAAAAAGUCGAUACUGUUUCAAUUCUCUCCGUUCGUCUUGAAUUGUUCGUCUCGCUCCUUCUAAUCUUCUCUAGUAAAGUUAUGCUAUUGGAUUGUUACAGUAACGUUCCCGAUUCACUUCAAAACAACUCGGAUUGUUUAAUCCGUAACCCAUAGAAUCAAUCCGAUGUUCAUAAAACACCAAAUGAUCAAUACGCUAGCUCUCGAUGAGAGAAACCUAGCGACAACAAGAGAUUCAAAGAAGAAGAUACAAUUUUUCAUGAAUGCUGAUUUUUCCUCCUCGCUUCCUUUUAUGGCUUAUUUUCUCUUCUGUUAGCAUCCAAGCGGCAAGAGAUGUAGCAAACCAAAGUUUCCUCUGGAAGAGCUGAAUAAAGAAAGACCAGGUCUCACUUUUGUGGCAGAGUUUAGAUCACCAUCACCAUCAGAAUCAGAUGUUAGAUCACCAUCACCAUCGUCGUCGUCAGAUUCAUCUUCUUCGUCAGAUUCAUCAUCAUCAUCAAGCUCUGGAGAAUCUUCCGACGAAAGUGGAACUGAGGAAGAAGAAGACGAGGACUGACGUUGUGACUGACUCCUGAAGUUGUGAUAAUGGUCUCUUCUUUCUAAUCUAUUUCAUUUUCCUGAAGAAAAUAUAAGUAGGCAUUGAUUUAUUUCCUACUUGGAGAAACUAUCUUUUCCUCCUUCCUUCUACAUGGAAAGAACUAUAGUUACUAUGGUUUAGAAUAGAUGUAGCGGACAAAACGGUCUAAUUUGUCAGUCGUUUAGUCCAUUUUAUUUUUGGGUGGACAAUAAACCGCUGCAGACCAAGUUUAUUUGUAUGUAAUAACGGUUCGCAAAUGGUACGCUGCGGUUUUUUUCUAUUUUUUUAGUUUAGACUACUGCAAAUUAUAAUUAAUGAAUGGUAAAUAAAAUGUGGUCUGAUCCUUCGAUGGU
Molecule: messenger RNA, 3127 nt
Organism: Arabidopsis thaliana (thale cress)
Lineage: Eukaryota; Viridiplantae; Streptophyta; Magnoliopsida; Brassicales; Brassicaceae
Product: RNI-like superfamily protein
Exons: 15
Coding region: 732-2153 (473 amino acids)
Source: RefSeq, marked reviewed